CUCUUCCCUCACCAGGUAAGUUCAGUAGGAACUAGCAGAACCUGUUGCUAUGUUCAUGGAGGAGUCUACCACAUAGUCAGAGAAACAUCCGCACGUUAGUUCUGUUUUAUUGUGAGCAUCUCCCGAUGGCCAGGCGAACAGGGCGACAGAGGUCCCAGCUGCCUACCUGUUACUAUGAGGGCUACCUGGAGAAGAGGUCGUUCAAAGACAAGACGUCCCGGAAACUGUGGACGUGUCUGUGUGGAAACAUGCUCUUCUUCUUCAACGAGAAGAGAGACGCUGAUUACAUAGAGAAAGUGGAUCUCAGGGGAAUGAUCUCGGUAACAGACGACAGCAGCCUGGAUCGUAACUUGGAUGCAGCCAGAAUCAUCCUCAAGAUGCAAGAUGGAAAUAUCAAAUUCACCGCUCCUAAUACAGAGGCCCGUGAGUUGUGGAAGGGCUACAUCCUCUCUGUGUCUGAGCUGUCAGUGCCCCCCUCCCUCAACCUGCUACCAGGUCAGUUCCACAUGCUACAAGAGGCAGUAGACAAGGAGACGGAAAGAUUAAAACACGUUGAUCCACCUGAAGUCACCUCCAGCCCCUACAUCAACCUCCAAGUAAACUUUCCACCCUGUUACCACAGUGUGUCGCGUCUGGAGGCUGAGCUGCUGCUCGAGAAGGAGUGCAAGAGAGGAAACAUGCUCCUGAGGCCUGGAAGUAAGGGAACCUCCUUCUCUGUCACCACCAGACAGGACCAUGAUGGUGCUAUAUUCAGUCACUACCGUGUGACUGGAAAACAAGAAGGCGGAUUUUCAAUUGAUGUGGACAAUCCUGUCCCCUGUGCCACACUGAGUGAUGUCAUCAACCAUUUAGUAGAAAAGACUGACGGAGCUCUGGUUCCUCUCAUCAUUGAGGAAGAGUAUGAGAAAAACAUCUUUUUUAUUCGGUCUGAUAAUGAAAAUGGAGAAAAAAGUGUUGAGCAAGCUCUGUCAAAUCCCCGGCGAAGUUUGCCUCCCAAACCAGAUACUUUAAAAAUAAAGACUCCCGUACGAGCACCGACUCCCGUUGAGGUGGAGGAGAAAGAGAGAGAGACGGAGGAGGACCCAGCUGCUGCAUUGUCACAACAAAAGAAACCUCCAGUUCCUGCUCCUCGUAAAUUUACCCUGAGUACAUCGACCCACUCGGCCACCUCCUCCACGAACAGAGAUCUGAGGUCGAGAAGCCACACAGACCCUCUAGGACAGACAAUAUCAGAGCUCAAACUCAAGUUUGGACAAAAGGCAAAAUGUCCGGAGUGAUCUUUUCAGCCGUCAACAUCUGUGACCGUCUGCCUCACACCCCCCAGUACUUAGCCCCCUCCCAGUCUGUCCCUGCGAGGCCAACUCACACACUGGGACAGAGACGAUCCGUUUCCACAAGGCCGGCCUGUCAGCAGUGAGGCCUCUGAAGAUUAACACUUUAUUGAUUCCCCCUUCUCUGGCACUCAUUAGCAAAUGAAUCGACUGUAAAGGGGGAUGUACAUGUCACAUUAUCUUCACCUUGAUUCUCUUGUACAUUUAUAGUUGACGAUGGCGUCUAUUUUCCCAAUCAGAUUUUCCUCAGUGUUUUAAUUUUGUAAGUAUCAGCAUAAUUCUUUUUUUUAUACAUGUUGUGCCUCAUAGGCAUGUGAUGUUUAUAUGUACAUAAGUGCACACACAGUAUAUGGCACAAAAUGAACUACUUCGAGCCGUGUCUGAGCACAGACAAAUUCACAGAAAUUACCUGCUGAUUACAGUAAAUCCUGUAUUAGAAUGACGUCGAUCAGUGAAGUCGAACUCCUUCACUAUCAUUGAUCACCUCAAAUCAGACACAUUGAACAAGUGACUUUGCGUACGAGCAAUGCAGAAGUUAGAUAGAAAUAAUCCGUCUACCCAUGUUCUGUAUCUGCUCUACCUUCUUUUUUUUGUCUUGUUGAAAAUCUGUGAACAAAGUGCUCUCACUCCUUUAUUACCUCAAUGGCUGAUACAUUAUAGUGGAAAAAAAUUCAACUAUUUACAAUAAAUUGGGACAUUUUUGUCCGCACGUGAAACAAAAGGUAACAAAUCUCAGCUGGACGCUUCUUUAAAGCAUUGCAGGCUACAGUUAUUCAGGAGAAGCAUUCAGAGGGGGCAACAUGGCAAAGCAAGACUACCAUGGGUAACGUAAGACACGGACGCUGCUCAGAGGUCGCACAGGCCACAAAUGAGGACUUCAAAAGACCAGUAAACAAUUUCCACAGUUCACCGCUCUUCGUUUCUUGCCCAGGUGGAUGCCAAACCUGAUCAACUCUCACACCACAGUUAGUUAGCUGGAGCUACUGACUAGCUAGUUGUCACUCUUGGACUACAGUCAGCCCACUACUCAUAACUGGAUCUCUCUGCAGAUAAAGUGGUGUUAUUAGGUAUAGACACAUACAUACUAUACAUACAAGCAUUAGGGUGCAAUGAGGUGAAUAUAAUGUAUACAGUACAGUCAUUUCCAAAAUCUUGAAGCCGUGUCUGAAGCACCUAUGCCUCCACUACGAGACGUUGAAUUGAGGAGAACUCCCUCUGAAAGUGUAGUGUGGCUGUCAGAUGAAGGAUCCAGUGUCUUACUUGCAGUGUGGGUCCUGACUACAAAGAGAAAUGUAGUUAAUACUGUGAAGUCUGCAACAUCCAUAAUGAGUGUUCAUUAAGGGUUGAAUGAAUCCUGAUUCAGUGAUGAACUCAAUUCUACUGAGCAGCACAAAGCAGGUUGUUAUGUUGUGUAAAGGCAGAUUCAGUAGAUGAUUAUUACCACUAAGCUACGAUAGGUUAUACUGACACUGACACCAUACAUUGUUUUAAAUUGAACUAGGGAGGCUGCGUCUUGCUGUUAAAUAGUUGCAUGACGGUACGGAUCCGAUUGCUCUAUUUGGCCAAUCAGUUUGGAAAUGAAAUGGAAGGCACAGGGAGAGAGCAGACAGGACAGGGCUUUGACCCUGCGCCUGCAGCUGGCUGCAUGACAGUACGACUGACAGUUUUGGUGAUGGAGAAGAAAGGAAGGAAGGAAGGAAGGAAGGGCAGCGGCCAGCGCUAAAUCUUUGCUCUAGCAGCAGCGGGACAGUGCUAAAUGAAUGUGUAGAGAGUGGCAAACUAGUACGACUACACCUAAUGUGUCCCAAGCAAUCAAUAAGAACAGUGCCACUGAGGGCUCUGAUGACCCACGUGUUCCCAAAACCAUUUUUUUGUUGUCUUGUAACACAGACAUGAGGAAACAGGCUAAACCAUCAGACGCCAGUGACUAGUAACUCUUCCAUGAUAUGGCUUUGACCGUAGUCACGGCAGAGGAGAUGUUCUGCGACGCGUGACUGUGAUCAGGCGGAGCUGGUGGAGGGAUCUAGGUGAGGCUGGCAUUAGAGCUGCUAGUGUUACUGUUCCUCCUCUGGCCGCUUUGCACAACGCUGGGAACCUGCAGGCCCGUCACCACCGAGAAACUGCCGUUCCACACCUGCAGGGGGCAGCACAGUGACAGCCAGUUAUUCAAAAGAGAAAGGUCACAGGGUGUUCGUUGAGACAGCAGAGGCUUCUUAAGAACCAUUCCUCACCAUGAAAGCUGGUAUGACUGGCUGCGGAAACUUGGUUUUGAAGGUGUGCAUCAGCUGCUUAGUUUUGGCGUUGUAGAAAGACAGUACACCUGGAAAGAAUGAAGAAGACAAAUCAAACGCGUACUAUAUUAAAAAAGUUGGGCUGCAACUAACUUUUUCCUAUUCAUUAACCUGUCAAUUGUUUCUUUAAAUAAUCAAUUAACCGUUUAGUUUGGUUUAUUUAUAUUCAAAAGUACUAUUCCAUACAGAGUCAUGAAAAAAUCAAUCCUCAUAAUUGUUUAAAUUGUAAAAAAAGAGUUUCUGAUCAAGAUUGUUGCAACCCUUCACAGGAGUGGGUUCAACAGACCGACAGUGACUCUGUCCGUGAUGGAACACCGACCCUCUCUUACCUUCAUCAUAGUUGACGUAGACUCCUAUACUGCUCGGGAUGGGACAGUCCAGCGUCCGAGCCUUGUUGUUGUGCUUGGCCGUGAGGUUCUGCUGCAGCCAGUUGUUCAGAUGGAUGCACCAGGAGGCGCCGCUUUUCCCCAACUGGUCAAAGCGGCCCAGGCUGCGCAGGGCCACCCCGACGGCGAAGGCCUUGCUCUCCUUGUCAAACCGCACUUCCCAGUACUGCUGGCCGGCGUCGAUCAUGGUGUCGGCUGCAAUGAGAUAAAGGCCUGCUUAUACCUUUCUGGCAUUACAGUAUCAAUAUUGAGUAGAUUAAGUAGAUUUGUUGUGCCUAGAUAACAAUAAAAAAAAAUGUAUCUCAGCUCUGCUAAAAGCUA
Scophthalmus maximus (turbot) is the source of this 4329-nucleotide messenger RNA. Its product is annotated as signal-transducing adaptor protein 1. Gene Ontology annotation, molecular function: signaling adaptor activity. The transcript is spliced from 13 exons. The record is from RefSeq and is a predicted model, not a curated record. NCBI's taxonomy places the organism in Eukaryota, Metazoa, Chordata, Actinopteri, Pleuronectiformes, Scophthalmidae. The coding region runs from base 126 to 1277 and encodes 383 amino acids.